This is a messenger RNA of Dama dama (fallow deer), 2330 nucleotides long. RefSeq names its product translocase of outer mitochondrial membrane 40 like (gene TOMM40L). The coding region runs from base 1060 to 1986 and encodes 308 amino acids. The transcript has 11 exons. Gene Ontology annotation, cellular component: mitochondrial outer membrane; mitochondrial outer membrane translocase complex. Gene Ontology annotation, molecular function: transmembrane protein transporter activity. NCBI's taxonomy places the organism in Eukaryota, Metazoa, Chordata, Mammalia, Artiodactyla, Cervidae. The record is from RefSeq and is a predicted model, not a curated record. Gene Ontology annotation, biological process: protein import into mitochondrial matrix.
GACCAGGGUCUGCAGAUCCGGCUCCUCGGCCUGUCUCCGAACCAGAGCGCCUGCACACACACAGAAACACACACACACUCUCUCAGGGAACCAGGGAAGGAAGGAUCAACUUCAGAGGUCAGGUGUUUCAGGGACUACUGCUGGAACUCUGCCCCUGCUCCUCUACCCCAAACUCUCACACCCAUUCCCUUUCUACAGAGCGGACAAGAGGGUGAACUUUAAAAGGUUUGGACCUCCAGGAGGGAGGGUGAGUCCCGUUUCCUACGGAGAGCUGUACCUAUGAAUGGAAUUCAUUUGAGGGUGUACUGUGUACUGUGAAGGACUGCGAAGAGCAGUCCCCACGGGUUCGUACGGGUCUGGGUGGGGGCGGGGCCCCUAGGAGAGGUAUGAAUCAGUGUUCGAAAGAAGUAUUCAGUCUUCCCUGGGCCACCUUUCACAGGCUAUAUGUCUCCAGGCUACACAGUGGAGGGAACUUCAGUGACUCAGGCCCCAAGACGCUCCCUCUAGUGUCUUGCUCGUUAAAAGAUUUUUCCCGACCUUGGAGAGGCAGGGCAAUUUAACGCCAUCUAUUUGAGUAGAUCUAAGGACCUAACCAAUCAAGUACAGCCUGUCCCCGCAGUGCCGGGGUUGGAGCUCUCUGGACGUAAGGUCGGCCACUCUUUUGCGUUCUCCUUUCCUAUUGGCCAAUGCUCGGCAGCCAAGCAGCCUUUUCUUUUUCUUUUUUUUUAAAUCCAUUGGGCGGAGCCCAAUCAAGGAGGGUUGGGUCUCUGAAAUCUUUUUUGUCGCCCGGUUCCAAGAUGGCGUCCGUGACCACGCUGGGGGUGCAGCGUGAAGCCGCAGUUGUGCCAUCAGUCAAGAUGGCUGCCCCCAUCAAGAUGACCGGGGUGUGCCUGGGGGAAAGGGGCAGCAUGAUGGUCUGAGAAGGUCUAGCGUUGGACUAUGUGGAAGUUUCUGGGGCUGGGGAGCCGGAUAAUGGGGGGUGGGGCCCGUGGAGGGUAGAGGGAGCAAGAGCGUCCUUUCCCAGGCGAACCCCGGCCCCUCCCUGACCUCUCUACUGAAAUGGGGAACACACUGGGCCUGGCACCUAUGGGGGCUUUGCCCCGCCGGAGCCCCCGUCGAGAGGAGCCUCUCCCCAACCCUGGGAGCUUUGAUGAGCUGCACCGGCUAUGCAAAGAUGUAUUCCCAGCACAGAUGGAGGGAGUGAAGCUCGUUGUCAACAAGGUUCUGAGCAGCCAUUUCCAGGUGUCUCACACUGUGCACAUGAGCGCUCUGGGCUUGCCCGGCUAUCAUCUUCAUGCGGCCUAUGCUGGGGACUGGCAACUUAGUCCCACUGAGGUGUUCCCCACUCUGGUGGGCGACAUGGACAGCAGUGGCAGCCUCAACGCCCAGGUCCUGCUCCUCUUGGCAGAGCGGCUCCGAGCCAAGGCUGUCUUUCAGACGCAGCAGGCCAAGUUCCUGACCUGGCAGUUUGAUGGCGAGUAUCGGGGAGAUGACUACACAGCCACUCUGACCCUAGGAAAUCCGGACCUGAUUGGGGAAUCAGUGAUCAUGGUCGCUCACUUCCUGCAGAGCCUCACUCAUCGGCUGGUGCUGGGAGGAGAGCUAGUUUAUCACCGGCGGCCGGGCGAAGAGGGGGCCAUCCUGACACUGGCUGGGAAGUACUCGGCCGUACACUGGGUAGCUACGUUGAAUGUGGGAUCAGGUGGGGCCCAUGCAAGUUAUUACCACAGGGCAAAUGAACAGGUUCAGGUUGGAGUGGAGUUUGAAGCAAACACAAGGCUACAAGACACAACCUUCUCCUUUGGUUACCACCUGACUCUGCCCCAGGCCAACAUGGUAUUUAGAGGCUUGGUGGAUAGUAACUGGUGUGUGGGUGCUGUGCUGGAGAAGAAGAUGCCCCCCCUGCCUGUCACCCUUGCCCUCGGAGCCUUCCUUAAUCACUGGCGCAACAGAUUCCACUGUGGCUUUAGCAUCACUGUGGGCUGAGGUCACCCCAGAGCCAGCCCACACAACAGUUGGAGCCUCCGAGUCAGGUGUCCUGGGGCCAGAGCCCUCUCCAGAGCCCACCUUGCUGGGUGACCUCUGGGUCCCAAGAGCAGAGUGGGAACAGGACCACACCCUCCUCAGAACUGAAGCUGCCACAGGGGCAGCUGCUGAGGCAGUGGUUUGAGUCUCCCACCUCUGCCAUCAGUCCAGUAUCAUCUUCCCAUGCUCUUAUGGCUCUGGACUAGGGGAGAAGAAUUAAGGGGUAUGUCUGGCUGAAUUUUCUCUCCUCACUCCCACCUCCUCUAUUUCUCUGUGGAUUAAAGCUCCUAGCCUCUUUCUCUUCA